CAAGCGCAGUCAGCUGCUGGCACGCGUCCCCGCUGACGCGCAGCGGAGCGCACACGGCGAAACUUUUUCAAACAGUCUGCCUGUUGUCCGGCUGCUGCGCGCACUCUGCUCCUUUUACGCACUUCUCUCCAGGAUGUUUCUCUCUGUCGGACGCAGCCUUUGCCUCGGUUGAACCCGCCAUGUAGCCUGCGCGCUCUCGGCGGCGCAUUUGGGGAUAUUCGUUGAACCGGGAGCUGCGGAGCGGAGCGGCUGGCUGGUGUCGGUGCGGUCUGGUGUGCGGGAUCCGGGGAACGGCGGGGCGGACGGGCCACCAUGCUCCGGCCGUGGGCUGUGCAGUGGAUCACAGCUGUGCUCGUGUGUCGGGCGGUGGCGCAGUACUCCAGCGACCAGUGCAGCUGGAGAGGAAGCGGUUUGAGCCAUGAGUCUCAUCGUAGAGACGUGGAGCAGGUCUACCUUCGCUGCUCUCAGGGGUCUCUGGAGUGGCUCUACCCCACCGGUGCCAUCAUCGUCAACCUGAGACCCAACAUAGAGCCUUCAUCAGGGCACAUGUCAGGUCUCCAUGUGUGCAUCAAGCCCCAUCCUUAUUCCCAGGGUUCUCAUGUGUACCUGGAGCAUGCAGGGGAUCUGAGGCUGCUGCUCGCAGACGAGGACCAGGCUGCAGUUCACUGUUUCAGCCUGGCAGAAGGAGCUCUCUUUGUGGAGGCCAUCCCACAGACAGACAUCAGCAGGAGGAUCACGGCUUUCCAGUAUGAGCUGGUUUCCAGUCAGGGGCCGGGGGCACACAUGUAUCCGUCCCUGCACCACGGUUCAGUCGCCUGCAAACCCUGCUCAGAUGAAGAGGUCCUCAUGGCUGUGUGUACCAGUGACUUUGCUGGCAGUGGUGUCUUUCGAAGCGUGGCGUCGGGCACUAACGAACACUCUCCAGUUGUGGUUACUCUGAGCCGACUGUUCCGUCAGAAAAGCGGUGUGUUUGCUUGGGGUGGAGCCAGAGGACGAAGCUGGAGUGGACGCGUCAACGUUCCCAAACAGUGCGGCGUACAUCCAGGGGGGGACGAAUACCUUUUGACUGGCUCUGUCCACUUCAGCGAAGCCUGGCUUGGCUGUGCACCUCGCUACAAAGACUUCCUGGAGCUUUACAUCAGUGCACAGAAAGCGGGAACAAACCCCUGUCAAAUAGACGUAAACUGAGAGAUCUCCUCAUGGCUCUGGGUAAAACAAGGAGCGAUAAGGGAUAAGCAGGCGUAUAAACCCCUGGUCUUAAUUAAAGGCAACUUCUUCAGACUCUCUUUAGUGCUGUGCAGCUUAUUUUUGAUUUGCAGCAGAAAGGACAGUUGGACACUGAACAACAUGAGGUGCUGCCUAAACUGAAAUGUCUCCAUUUGACUGUACUUGUAUAUUUCAUGUGUGCAACAGUGACAGUGAACGAAUGAUGGAUGAGUUCAAUUUGUGCCUAACUGGUUAACAUUUUUUUUGUUUUGUUUUGAUUUUCACAUUGAUGAUACAGCUCAUUCUUGAAAUGAACGUUUGCUUUGUAAAAAGCUUUCUGUAAAAUUUAGGAGUCUUCUGACAGAAGUGUAUAGUAUGCAGCUCUGUGAGUCUUUAUAUACUAAGUUUGUGUGUUUGUUUUGCUAUUGAGUUCAAAAGGGUCUUUACAUAUUUACAGAAAAUUAAAAGGCAUCUGUGUUUCUGAUGACAAAA
Molecule: messenger RNA, 1698 nt
Organism: Amphiprion ocellaris (clown anemonefish)
Lineage: Eukaryota; Metazoa; Chordata; Actinopteri; Pomacentridae
Gene: metrnlb
Product: meteorin like, glial cell differentiation regulator b
Exons: 5
Coding region: 313-1188 (291 amino acids)
Biological process (GO): positive regulation of brown fat cell differentiation; energy homeostasis
Molecular function (GO): hormone activity
Source: RefSeq, a predicted model, not a curated record